ACUGGCGCCUGUCAGUCAGAGCUCAGGGAGAAGACGAAGUGUGAAGUUUCCCAGCUGACCCUGAAGGCAGCAGCAGAGUUUUUGACCUUCAGAGUGACUGGACUGAUUUCACUGUUGGUGUUAGCGAGUUAGUUCAGUCACUCACCUGCAGCUCACUCUCCUGGACUCACCUGUGAAGGUACAAUCUUCAUCUCAUCCUGUGAUUUUAUUUAACCUGAUGGUGAGCUGUGAUUGGCCAGUCAUGGACCAAUCUCUGUCCAGCGGGCGGGGUCAUGUGAGCGUGCUCAGUUGUUUCCCGCCAUCUGUCGGCAGAGACAUUGCUGUUGCUGUGGUGAAACCCCUGGGAGCCGGCCUGGGAAACCCCGACACCCAGAGCCUGCUGCGCACAGACAGACAGGUGAAGUGGACGAUGGAGGUGUUGUGUUAUGCUCUGACGCUCCCGUUGGACGGAGACACUGUCAAACUCUGUGUCAAUGUCUACACCGAUUGGCUGAUGGCGCUGGUUUCCCCGAGAGACUCCGUCCCCCCACCUAUCAGCAGAGAGCCCAACCUAUACGCCCAGAAGAUCCUCCGACACCUGCAUAGCCUGUUCCUACCCAGGUCAGACCAGGUGAGUCCGGUCUACCUGUCUCUUUGUCAGCAGGUGUUGUGUGCAGUUCGGUCGUUGGCCAGAGAGAGCACUGUGAUGAGCAGAGACACCUGGGAGUCUCUGCUGCAUUUCCUGCUCCGCUUCAACCAUGCCAUGCUGGCUCCGCCCACUGCUGCAGCGGGCAGUGUAUCUGACCUGUCGAUGGCUGUCCUCCUGGAAGUCUGGUUGCUGUCUUGCUCUCGGUGUUUCCCUCCUCGCUCUCUGUGGCAGAUGUGCAGACAGAUGUUGAGCAGCUGGAGACAUCAGGCUGCUGUGGUGGAGCAGUGGAGCCGAGUCGUCGGCGCGUUAACGUCCAGGUUGUUGCUGCUGACCUUUGGUCCGUCCUUCCCUCAGUUUAAAGUCCCAGAUGAAGAUGCUGCUUUGAUCCCUGCAGACAUGGACGACUACAGAAUCCCUCAAACCUGGUUCAAGUUCCUGCACAUGUUCAGUAACCCGGUGGACCUCAGUCGCCCGGUGGUUGUUGCUUCGUCUCCUCCCUCUCAGGAGGAGGUGCUCAGGGGAGGAGACGCUCAGCUGCCACACAUCUUCUUCAGAGCCAUGAGAGGAAUCAGCUCGCUGGUCGACGCCUUCCUGGGUGUGACUAUGGAAAACAAAGAGACAACAGAGCUGCAGCCAAACAUUGGACUGACUUCAAGGAUCCAGUUCAGAGACCGGUUGCCGUCUCUUGGUGUUGCUGUGACUAAGAGCCCCUUCAGAGACCGCCCCCCCCCCUACGGUAUCUCACGGCCUCGUUCAGGUAGUGCCCCACCCACCCCCAUGAACAUAUUGAGCGUGCCCAGUUCCCCUCCCUCCACCACCUCCCCUACCUCCCCCCCUCCACACAAGAGACAAUUAAAACCUGCAAACGUUUCCAAGGCAACAGGAAAACCACCUACGAUGUCUCCCCUCCCCCAUCACUGGAAGGCCUCUACCCAUCCUCCCCUCUCCCCUCCCCUUCUGUGCUCCUCCCCCCGACCCUCCCCCUCCCCCCUCAGGUGUAAUGUGGACUCCCUCCUCCACCUGUUCGGCAGCUGGUUGUUUGAUGCUGCUCUGAUCCACAGAGACUCUGCAGGUCACUGUGAUGUCACUGUGAUGUCAGAAAGGUGGGCGGCAGGUCGAGCUGAGGCCUGUGGGACACUCUGCAGGAUCUUCACCUGUAAGAAGACUGCAGAGGACAUCCUGCCUGUCUACCUGUCCAGGUUCUACCUGGUUCUGCUGCAGGCUCUCCAGGUGUGUGAGGGGGCGUGUCCUUCUGUCCUGGCCUCCGUCCUGUUGAACUCUACCUGCCUGUUCUGCUGUGACCUGAGGGGAGUCAACCUGCUGCUCCCGUCCUUCAUCUCAGUUUUGGAGAGUGUGCUGCUCGACAGAGAGCUGUUGAGGUUUACAACUUUUGUGAAUCUGGUGGAUUUGAGACGAGCCUCCCUCCUCGUCCUACUGUCCCUGCUGCCCCUCCCUUUGCAGUUUGGACCCGUCCGAUCCGAGGUGCACCUGAACAGGCAGCUCAGUGGUAAUGAUGUCACAGCAGGUAACUUCCUGUCUCUGAAGCCCCGCCUCAUCAGCGCUCUGAUUGGAGCUCUGCAGACGGAAAGCAAUGCCUCCAACACGCAGGUGAUCCUGGCUGCCAUGUUGAACCUGGUCCAGGAUUCUGCUCUGGUCCAGGCUGCAGGACAGACUCAGCAGGAAACUGAGUUGCAGCGUGGUGGAACCAGUCAACCUCGAUGGACCAGUGGAACCAGUGGAAACAGACGAACCAGAGGAACCAUCAUCCAAUCAGAUGCAGUGGAGGUCCUGUGGGUCCAGUUUGUGCGUCUGCUGACUCAGCGUCUGACGACUCAGUGGAGGAACGAGUCAGCAGUUUGUCUGUCUGCACUGGAAGUACUGGGAGGACUGGCCAAGGUGGAGGUGAGGGUGGAGGAGUCAGAGAGGAGGCGAGCAGUCAGUUCUGUCUGUAGUUACAUCGUGUUUCAGUGCAGUCGUCCUCCCCCUCUUCACUCCAGAGAACUGCACUCAAUCAUUGUCGCUGCUUUCACCUGUCUGAACGUCUGGUUAACUCACCACCCCACCAUGUUGGACCACCAGGAGUGUUUGUCCGAGGUCCUGGAGAUCGUGGAACUGGGAAUUUCAGGCAGUAAAUCCAGACAGGAACAGGAAGUGAAGAGUAAAGAAAAAAAAGAACUGAACCCGGCCUCUCUGAGGGUGAAGGAGGCAGCUGAGGCCACACUGAGCUGUGUGAUGCAGGUUUCUGGGGUGUUCCAGUUUGUCGGAGGCUUGCUGAAUGAGGACGCUCUGAUUGGCUGUUCGAGGUUGAAUGACAGCAGCAUGAAGAAAUUCAGAUACUUUGUGGUCGACAGCUCUGUGAUUCUGGCCACACUGGAACCAGGACCUGAACAGGCGUUGUGUCCAUCACUCAUGGUGCUGAUCCGAGGACCAUCAGGAUGUCACACCUGGACUCUGCAGCUCCACCUGGAGCCCAGAAAGGGAACACACACUCAGCAGACUCUGAUCCCAGAACACCGCCGUGGGGCCCUGGGGGAUUCUGGGAUACAAUGUGAUGUCAAACACCGACAGUUUCCUGAGAACAUAGACCAAGUUCCUUCAGUUAAAGCAGAUUUGAGUAUUCCAGGUCUAAACGAGACCAUUACUGAGGAGGUGCAGCAGCAGGUGGAGUGUCUGCGAGCAGUGCUGAAAAGACAGCAGCAGGUUGACGAUUGGCUGCAGGUGAGGGGUCGUUCAGUCACCAUGACUACCUGCAGGCCACCACCUCCAGUCACCAAUUUCCAGACGGCGAGACUCUUCCUGUCCAACCUGGGCCUCCUGACACCUGAGACCCUGAAGGAUCCAGGUACCGGAGUCUUGGCUCAGCUUGUGUCUCUGGACUCGUCUCUUCCAGGAUUCUCAGACGACCUGAGACGUUUGGAUCAGCUGCCGUCCAGAAACUGUGACUCCGCCUUCAUCUUCUAUAUGAGAGCAGGACAGAGGACACCUGCUGAGGUCACUCACCUGUCUGUCUCACCUGUCUGUCUGUCACCUGUCUGUCUGUCUCUAACCUGUCUGACUUUCUGUAGAUCUUGAGAAAUGUGGAGUCCAGGUGUAGCAUCCCGUCUCACUUCCUGGACUUCCUGUCAUGUCUCGGUCGGCCAGUGGGGGUGGGGCCA
Lates calcarifer (barramundi perch) is the source of this 3783-nucleotide messenger RNA. Its product is annotated as ral GTPase-activating protein subunit beta. Gene Ontology annotation, molecular function: GTPase activator activity. The transcript is spliced from 26 exons. Gene Ontology annotation, biological process: activation of GTPase activity. NCBI's taxonomy places the organism in Eukaryota, Metazoa, Chordata, Actinopteri, Centropomidae. Bases 218 to 3700 code for a protein of 1160 amino acids. The record is from RefSeq and is a predicted model, not a curated record.